Emericellopsis cladophorae is the source of this 1635-nucleotide messenger RNA. Its product is annotated as Farnesylcysteine lyase-like protein. The transcript is spliced from 2 exons. Gene Ontology annotation, biological process: prenylcysteine catabolic process; prenylated protein catabolic process. Bases 1 to 1635 code for a protein of 544 amino acids. Gene Ontology annotation, molecular function: prenylcysteine oxidase activity. The record is from RefSeq and is a predicted model, not a curated record. NCBI's taxonomy places the organism in Eukaryota, Fungi, Ascomycota, Sordariomycetes, Hypocreales, Bionectriaceae.
AUGAAAUUUCCGUGGCUGGAGUUGGCCUUGACAGGAUUCGGCGCUACAGCAGGCGAGGCUGAGGUGGACGAGAAGGUUCACAACGUUGCCGUCAUAGCUGGCUCAUCAACAGCCUAUUAUCUCAGUCGGUUCGCUGAGACGCUACCGACAAACGCGCCCGCCCUCAACAUCACUAUCUUUGAGAAGACAGACCGCGUUGGUGGACGUUCCUUGACCGUCUCAGCGCCAUCAGGGCAGCCGGUCGAGCUUGGAGCCAGUAUAUUCAUCACAAAGAACGAGAUUCUACUCAAUGCAACACGUGAUUUCGACCUUGCCCUGGGCAACCUGCGUGAGGGCUCUCCUGGAGAUAUCACUGCCAUUUGGGACGGCCAGGAAUUCGUCUAUCAGACAACCGACGGGGAGAGCUGGUGGUGGGAUGUCGGGAAGAUGUUCUGGAGAUACGGCAUGAGCCCGUACAGAGCUGUGAAUCUCGUCAAAGACACUGUGGGCAGGUUCCUUGAACUUUACGAAGAGCACAAUUUCCCCUUUAGGUCACUAUCAGCAAAGGUCUACGAGCUUGGUCUUGUCAAGCAGACGGGUAUCACAGGCUCCGAAUUAUUGAAGCAGAAAAAUGUAAGGCACAUGGUUUCGUGCAACGACGCAGAGAGGACUGACAAGAAGCAGAUUGACGAGAAGUUUGCAAGGCACAUUAUACAAGCAGCCACACGCGUCAACUACGCGUCAAACUUGGCAUUUAUCCACGGCGUGGAGGCGAUGGUAUCGUUUGCGACAGAGGGUGCUGUAUCUGUAGAGGGCGGUAACUGGCAGAUCUUCGACAAGAUGGUCCAAAGCAGCGGUGCUACCCUUCACCGAAAUACAUCCGUGACAUCCAUCAGCAGGCCAAAGCAGGAUGGGAAGUACUUUGUCUCGACAAAGAUAGAUGGCUCAGCAUCCGCAGCUGAAGCCUAUAGCAUCGGCUUUGACGAGGUCGUCAUCGCCGCGCCCUGGCAGUUCAGUCAAAUCACUACCGACGCGUCGGUUCUCAGGCACAAGAUCGAGGAAGUUCCAUACACAAAACUUCACGUCACGCUCUUCACCUCACCAUACAGACUCCACCCUCAGUUUUUCGGGCUUGCUCCCGGCGCAAAGGCCCCCAGUAACGUGUACACCACUCUCAGCGAAGACGAAACGCCCGCCAGCGGCGCUGAUGGCGUAGGCCGCACUGGGUUCUACAGCAUCAGCACCCUGAAGACGACCAACAAUCCUAACACUGGGCGCCUGGAGUUUGUCUACAAGAUCUUUUCCGCCGAAGCCAUCUCCCCAGCGUUCCUGUCCUCGGUGCUGGGUACUGCGGUGCCUGACAGCUUCACGGGUGACAAGUCGCCGAUUAGCUGGUAUCACCCCGCUUGGUUCCACUCCUAUCCCAUCGAACUGCCGCGGGUCACAUUUCAAGAUCCUGUGGUUGGUGAUGGUGUAUGGUACACAGGUGGCAUUGAGAGCUUCAUUUCGACGAUGGAGACGAGUGCCUUGAUGGGAAUGAAUGUGGCGAAGCUGAUUGUAGAUGAGGUUGGGAGCUUUCCGCAGAAAGGCGGUGAGGACAAGGUCGCGGAGGAUAUGUAUGGCAAGGGCGCGGAUGGUCCUGGUGAUGAGUUGUGA